CCUGCACCAGACCCUGCCUUGGCUUCAAGAUGUCUUCGUCCCGCCAGGAGCCCCAGCCUGGAGACCUGAUUGAGAUUUUCCGCAUUGGCUAUCAGCACUGGGCCAUCUAUGUGGGAGACGGCUACGUGAUCCAUCUGGCUCCUCCAAAUGAGUACCCCGGGGCUGGCUCCUCCAGCAUCUUCUCGGUCCUGACCGACAUGGCGGAAGUGAAAUGGGAGCGCCUGGAGGACGUGGUGGGGAAUUGUAACUACCGGAUCAACAACAGCUUGGACCGAGAGUACAUACCACGGCGUGUGGAGGUGAUCAUUGAGGCUGCAAAGAGUCAGGUUGGGGAGAAGCUAAAAUAUAAUCUUGUGAGGAGGAACUGUGAGCACUUUGUGACCGAUCUGAGAUAUGGCAAACCUCGCUCCAAGCAGGUGGACAAGGCCAAGAUUGGUGCAGGUGUGACCACAGCCUUGGGAGUGCUGGGUUUGUUUGGAUACGCUGUUGUGAGAAGUAGACGCCAAAACCAGUGACAACUUGGAGCAGCCACAAAAUCCCUUGUAGAAGCAGCUAUGACCAUUCCAGCAAAGACAGGCCUGGCCCCUGCUCUCUUUCUCUGGCUCUCUCAGGCUCUGUUCCUCUCUCGCUUUCCUCUCUCACUGACUCAAGCAUGUUCUAAUUAUAACAAGACCUAAGAAUCAAUAAACGCUUCCACCGUG
Molecule: messenger RNA, 701 nt
Organism: Carlito syrichta (Philippine tarsier)
Lineage: Eukaryota; Metazoa; Chordata; Mammalia; Primates; Tarsiidae
Gene: PLAAT4
Product: retinoic acid receptor responder 3
Exons: 5
Coding region: 30-515 (161 amino acids)
Biological process (GO): N-acylphosphatidylethanolamine metabolic process
Cellular component (GO): cytoplasm
Molecular function (GO): A2-type glycerophospholipase activity; glycerophospholipid phospholipase A1 activity
Source: RefSeq, a predicted model, not a curated record